AUGUUUGACAUCCUCCCCUCACUCAUCCCCCUCCUCCCCUCUCUCUUCCCUCCCUCCCCUCUCUCAUCCCCUCCUCCCCUCUCUCAUCCCCUCCUCCCCUCUCUUUUCCGGUCCUCCCCUCUCUCUUACCAUCCGCCCCUCUCUCAUUCUGUUCUCCCCUCUCUCAUCCCGUCCUCCCGUCUCUCUUCCCCUCCUCCCCUCUCUCUUCCCCUCCUCCCCUCUCUCAUACUCUCCUCUCCUCGCUCAUCCCCUCCUCCCCUCUCAUCCCCUCCUCCCUCCUCUCCCUCUCCCUCUCUCUCUCAUCCCGUCCUCUCCCCUCCUCUCUUCCCGUCCUUCCCUCUCUCUUUCCAUCCUCCCCCUCUCUUCCCGUCCUCCCCUCUCUCAUCCCCUCCUCCCCUCUCUCAUCCCCUCCCCCCUCUCUCAUCCCGUCCUCCCCCUCUUUCAUCCCUCCUCCCCUCUCUCUUCCCGUCCUCCCCUCUCUCUUCCCGUCUGCCCCUCUCAUCCCUUCCUCCCCUCUCUCUUCCCGUCCUCCCCUCUCCCUUCCCAUCCUCCCCUCUCUCUGCCCCUCCUCCCCUCUCUCAUCCCCUCUUCCCCACUCUCAUCCCCUCCUCCCCUCUCUCUUCCCGUCCUCCCCUCUCUCAUCCCGUCCUCCCCUCUUUCUUCCCGUCCUCCCCUCUCUCAUCCCAUCCUCCCCUCUCUCUUCCCUGUGUCAAAACAACAGGCUAG
Molecule: messenger RNA, 726 nt
Organism: Closterium sp. Yama58-4
Lineage: Eukaryota; Viridiplantae; Streptophyta; Zygnematophyceae; Desmidiales; Closteriaceae
Source: the annotation of a GenBank genome assembly